Hippocampus comes (tiger tail seahorse) is the source of this 1535-nucleotide messenger RNA. Its product is annotated as transmembrane protein 237A-like. The record is from RefSeq and is a predicted model, not a curated record. Gene Ontology annotation, cellular component: ciliary transition zone. The transcript has 14 exons. Bases 184 to 1392 code for a protein of 402 amino acids. Gene Ontology annotation, biological process: cilium assembly. NCBI's taxonomy places the organism in Eukaryota, Metazoa, Chordata, Actinopteri, Syngnathiformes, Syngnathidae.
ACCGGAUGCCCGUUGUACUUGUACUAGCUACCUCCGGUCCGGUCGCUGUGUCUCAAUGUGGCAUACAGAAUAAACAAAGAAAUACUGUAUCCAAGGCUUUGAAUGUGUUCCCGAUGUAUCACACAUAGGAUCUGAUCAUGAAUUGAAAAAAAAAAAAGUUAUUCCAGGAAAUUUGAACGGAACAUGGACAACGGGCUCUCCAAGCCAUCCCGGCCCAGGGAGCUCCCGCCUGUGCCUCAGCAAGGACAAAGGUCUGUUCCCACUGGGCCAAGUGGAGAUUCAGCUGAAGUGCCCAAGCAGAAGAAGAAGAGGGCGAGAAAAGAGGCAAAUGGAGCAACUUAUGCAGACGAUCAGGAAAUGGAGAUGGAAGGCCAAGGCAGCAGAAGGGCUUCUGAGAUUGGUGACCAUCUUUCAUUUGAAGCGAUGACAGAUGCACCCCCUCAGAGGAAGAGGAAGAAGAAAAAAACUGCAACUCUAGAUGACCAAGCGGACCUGGUGAAUGGAGAUGCAGUGGAUCAGACCACCGAUGAAGAACUUGUGAAGAAAAACAAAAGGAAGAAGAAGUCGAAAGUUUUGGAAUCAUACAUCCCUGAUGAAUUGGACAUAGAAGAGGAUGACGUUAUCACAGACAUUCCUUCUCACAUACCACAGCAUUCCCUGUUCUCUGCCCCACAAGGACAGAGUCAUCCCGUUGGAAAGGUCUUUGUAGAGCGGAACAAGCGCUUCCACGCAGCAGAGCGGUCAGACUGGAGGAAGACGAGUGACCAGAGGGAAAAUCUGAAUGAAUUCCAUCCCAUGCAAGCUCCCUGGACCACCAGAGAUGUUUCUAUCAGUGUGCACAAGAACUUCAGGAUUUUCGCUCUCUACUGUCAUGGCUUCCUGGCAGGAUUUGCAGUGUGGAACAUAGUUGUGGUGUUUGUGUUAGCUGGGCAACACCUCACAGCGUUGUCCAACCUGCUGGAGCAAUACCACAGCUUGGCUUACCCAGCGCAGUCUCUGCUUUACAUGCUGCUGGCCAUCAGCACCGUAGCUGCUUUUGACAGAGUAAACCUGGCAAAGAGCUCCAUGGCGCUGCAGGAGCUGGCCACACUGGACCCAGUGGCUCUCGCCUCAUUCUUGUAUUUCUCGGCAUUGGUGCUCUCCCUCAGCCAGCAGAUGACGAGUGAUCGCAUCCACCUCUACCCAGACACCAAUGCAACAUUAUGGCGACCAGAGCCCGAGCAUCAACUUCUCCACUCUUGGGUGACAGUCAACCUUGUGGUGGCGCUGUUGGUGGGCCUGGCCUGGUUCUUCAUCUCCAUCCGACCUGAGACGGACUACACUGAAAACUAUCUGAUUGCCAUGCAAAUUGAGCCCACCAAGAUAGACAACAAAUCUGAAAUGAGCGCCUGACUAUCACAGACUGAUACUGUACAAAUAAAUCUUUUUUUGUGUGUGUUCUUGCUUUGUAACUGUGUAUCUUUUGAAUACACUGCACAGUUUUCUCCAUCAAAUGUUUUUGAAUUCAAUGGGUAGGAUUAAAUGUUUUUACCUCA